Messenger RNA from Letharia columbiana, 270 nucleotides. RefSeq lists its product as uncharacterized. The transcript has a single exon. NCBI's taxonomy places the organism in Eukaryota, Fungi, Ascomycota, Lecanoromycetes, Lecanorales, Parmeliaceae. The coding region runs from base 1 to 270 and encodes 89 amino acids. The record is from RefSeq and is a predicted model, not a curated record.
AUGCAACAAGUCGACAACCAUGACAUUGCCAUACAAGGCAACGCUCAGGGAAUACUUGAGGCCAAGGUAAACGUACCAAUGAAACAGGAGAAUGGGGAGUCUGGGCGGACGAAUUCCGCUCGGACUGGAAUGGCGAACGAUGUCAACAGUCUCGACAGCAAGAAGAACACUCUAAUGGAAGAGACAGAUGAAAUGAGAGAGGAUUCAAGUCCAGAGAAUUGUGAGAUGACAGUGAUAACGAAGAAGGAUUAUGUCGCUCAGGACAGGUAG